Molecule: messenger RNA, 3936 nt
Organism: Bufo bufo (common toad)
Lineage: Eukaryota; Metazoa; Chordata; Amphibia; Anura; Bufonidae
Gene: ARHGAP39
Product: Rho GTPase activating protein 39
Exons: 10
Coding region: 187-3408 (1073 amino acids)
Biological process (GO): signal transduction
Cellular component (GO): cytoplasm; cytoskeleton
Molecular function (GO): GTPase activator activity; protein binding
Source: RefSeq, a predicted model, not a curated record
GCUGGCUGACAGAGAGGGAGAGGAUUGUCGGCGAUCGCGGGGGGGGACGGGCGGCCUCAUCCUCCGCCACAUCCGUCCUCCUGAUCCUCAUGGCCUCCCGAGCACCCUGCUAACCCGGAGCACAGGACCCGGAGAUCCCGGGGACACCGGCGACCGGAGGGGACUGUGAGCAACACCGCCGGGAAGAUGGCGGAGAGGCUGGAAUGGGUCGAGAUCAUAGAGCCGCGGACACGAGAGUGUAUGUACGCCAACCUGAUCACAGGGGAAUGUGUCUGGGAUCCACCGUCCGGCGUCCGGAUAAAACGCACCAAUGAGAAUCAAUGGUGGGAACUGUUUGACCCCAAUACAUCUCGAUUCUACUACUACAAUGCAAGCACCCAGAGGACAGUCUGGCACCGGCCACAAAACUGUGAUAUCAUCCCUUUAGCCAAACUACAGACACUGAAGCAGAACACAGAGUCCCCCAGGGCAUCCACCGAAAACAGCCCCGUACAGGGCAGCAACAUCAGCAGAGAAGGGAGCACCAGCUCGUCCCUGGAGCAGGAGCUGGACGGAGGAGACAAGGGUCCUGACCAAGUGAAAACCAAUCGCCACUCAGCUCCAUACUUCGUGGUGAAAGAGGACUCAGACAGGACGUCUUCCCUCAGAUGGAACACAGGCACCAAAGAAAGAAUGCUGAUUAAAGUGACAGACCGAGAGCCCAGCUUUCUGAUGCACCAAGGGAACGGUUAUACUACUGACAAUUCACAAGGUACCCGCUCCCGCCGGCCGUCAGGGGGACAGCCAUCGCCCAUCAUGCAGACAUUCUCAGUCGAUACCGACAACUCUGUCUUUUUUUCUGAGCGAAAGCAGUCACCAUAUAUGAAACGAGCAGAUCAUGUCGGCUCUUGUUCCCCAUUACUUGGACGAGGGGAAUCAUUCUGCACCUUACAACACAGGAAGCAUUCCAAUGAGUCCCAGCCAUCAUCUCCUCGCUAUGCCUACGAGCCGCCACUGUACGAAGAGCCUCCCAUGGAGUAUCAGGCUCCCCUCUAUGAUGAACCACCCAUGGAGAUGCAGUAUGACGCCAGUGGAAACUACAGAGCAAUGUCCCCUCAAAAGUCCCCUGUUCGCAAGCCACAUACCUUUCUUCAAUCUCCAAAACAGGCCUCCAACUCUCCGUACCAACAGCUGGUGUUGACCAAACAGAAAUGCUCGGACAGGUUCAUGAGUCUGGAUUACAGUCCGGCGGGCAAGGAAUAUGUCCGCCAGUUAGUGUAUGUUGAACAGUCUGGUUCCAGCCCCAAGAUGAAAACGGGUUUAAGGCACAAAUACAUGCCUAACACGAUAGGUGGGUCAUACUCAUUGCAACACAAUCCUCCGUACAUGAGGGACCAGCGUCUUGAAGUUAAAUCUGGAGACUACAGUAGUAUGGAAGGUUCAGAUUCACGGCAAGGUCAGCAACAACAUCCCUUCCACUCAGAAGACUCCAUGUCUUGGUCUAGUCAGCAGGACAGCAUGUCCUCUGCCAGUUAUUCUCCCAACACGAGGAAAAGGAAAAGCAGAAAACCUUCUUUGUCUCUGGAACCGAACCCAUCUCCGUCCGAAGGAUCAUCUGAUAGAGAGGGGCACAACGACCAGGGUAUGAUCGAGGAAAGGCCUUCAUCAAUGCCUAACCGCCCACUGAUGAGCCGAACGGAAAGCCGCUCAUCGGAGGCAGACAUGCAUCGGACCUCUACAGAAGCCUUCAUGGCACAAGCCCGGCUUGCCUGGGAGGCCCAGCAGGCGCACUUCCACAUGAAACAGAGAAGCAGUUGGGACUCCCAGAAGGAUGGCUCCGGCUAUGAGAGCGAUGGUGCAGUGCCUUUACCGAUGCCAGGUCCUGUUGUUAGGGCCUUCAGUGAGGAUGAAGCACUCGCGCAGCAAGACAGCAAACACUGGAAGAGAAGCACCUUUGAAAAACUUGGCUUUCCACAAAUACUACUGGAAAAAAGUGUGUCCGUUCAGACCAAUUUGGCUUCUCCAGAGCCGUAUUUACACCCUUCUCAGUCUGAAGACCUCGGUGCCUGCGCUCAGUUUGAGAACAGUCGAAACAACAGGAACAUGAUGCCCAGUUCCAGCUGUGUCUUCCCAACCUUCACCUUGAGGAAGCCUUCUUCUGAGACCGACAUUGAGAACUGGGCCUCCAAGCAUUUCAACAAGCACACGCAGGGUCUUUUCCGGAGGAAGGUGUCCAUUGCCAACAUGUUGGCCUGGAGUAGUGAGUCCAUCAAGAAGCCCAUGAUAAUGACCAACGACCGCAAUGUGAAGAAGGAGGCCUGCGAGAUAUUCAAGCUCAUUCAGAUGUACAUGGGAGACCGCCGAUCCAAGACCGACCAACUCAGCGUCGCCUUAGAGAUCGCCACCAAAGGGUGGAGCAUGCAAGGUCUGAGGGACGAGCUUUACAUCCAACUGUGCCGGCAGACCACUGAGAACUUCCGCUACGAAAGCCUGGCGCGUGGGUGGGAACUAAUGACCAUUUGUUUGGCUUUUUUCCCACCAACUCCUAAAUUUCAUUCUUACUUGGAGGGAUAUAUUUAUCGACACAUGGACCCUGUGAACGACACGAAAGUGAAUCAUCACAUAAAAGAACUUCUGGAAAGAGAGAAGAGAUCCAAAAUGAGAAAGAAACCAAAACCUUAUAUUGAAGAGCGUGAUGGAGUGGCGAUCAGCACCUAUGCCAAAUACUGUUACAGGAAACUUCAGAAAGCAGCUCUGAUGGGAGCGAAAAAGGGAUUGAAGAAACCAAACAUUGAGGAAAUCCGGCAUGCCCGUAACGCUGUGUUCAGCCCUUCCAUGUUCGGAAGCUCCUUACAGGAGAUCAUGAAUAUGCAGAAAGAGAAAUAUCCGGAAAGGCAGCUGCCUUGGGUACAAACACGGCUCUCCGAGGAAGUCUUGGCACUAAAUGGUGACCAGACUGAGGGCAUUUUCAGGGUACCUGGAGAUAUAGAUGAAGUGAACGCCCUAAAGCUGCAGGUUGAUCAGUGGAAGAUUCCAACCGGCCUAGAAGACCCCCAUGUUCCAGCGUCGUUAUUAAAACUGUGGUACCGGGAGCUGGAGGAGCCUCUGAUCCCUCACGAAUUCUACGAGCAGUGCAUCACUCACUACGAGAACCCAGAGGCGGCCAUUGCAGUUGUGCUUUCACUCCCAAAACUGAACAAGAUGGUGCUGUGCUACCUCAUCCGCUUCCUACAGGUAUUUGUCCAGCCAGCCAAUGUGGCUGUUACAAAAAUGGACGUCAGUAACCUCGCCAUGGUGAUGGCGCCAAACUGUCUGCGCUGCCAGUCGGACGAUCCGCGUAUCAUCUUCGAGAACACCAGGAAAGAAAUGUCCUUCAUCCGGGUCCUGAUCCAGCACCUGGACACAAGCUUCAUGGAGGCCGUUCUAUAGCAGAUUGUGAUGUCCCCCAGGACACGCGAAUACAGGAAUAUUGUGCGACCGUCUCUGUCUUCUCAUUAUUCCAGCAGAGACCUCCGCUCCCACCACAUUCUCAUCCUGUACAGACAACAUGGAGUGAAUGAGUCAUCUGCUGUGGCAAUAAGGACCCCACACCCCUCCACCUCGGACCAAAGUGCAGCAUAUGUCCCUGCAAGGCAUGAUGGGAGUGCAGGACACUGACUGCAGGGGUUAACGUGUACGCAUACAUGUGCCAGAGUUGUGAGGCGUGUUGUUUUGUGACUGUGCUCCAGCACAUAUAAUGUGCUUUCCAUUACCAAGCUUAUAAAAUAAGCCGUAUCCUCUCCCAUGUCAGGCAUAGGUCAGCUCUACCCUCCACGUAGAUCAGUGAGGCUGCCCCCUGGUGGUGGGCUGUGAAUAUGAACAGAUCAGUGAGGCUGCCCUCUAGUGGUGGGUGCUGGUAUGAUCAGAUCAGUAAUGCUGCCCUCUAGUGGUGGGUGCUGGUAUGAACAGAUCAGUGAG